Drosophila elegans is the source of this 641-nucleotide messenger RNA. Its product is annotated as 2-oxoisovalerate dehydrogenase subunit beta, mitochondrial-like. The record is from RefSeq and is a predicted model, not a curated record. NCBI's taxonomy places the organism in Eukaryota, Metazoa, Arthropoda, Insecta, Diptera, Drosophilidae. Gene Ontology annotation, biological process: branched-chain amino acid catabolic process; response to nutrient. The annotation marks the transcript as partial. The transcript has 3 exons.
ACUGAAUAUUAUGUAAUUAACCCAACAGUCACUGUUAUUUAAAGAGUAUUUUUUUUUAAUGUCAAAUAUGAAAGUGGCUCAAGUUGCGCUUAGCUGGCUUAGCACUCUCCGCUCUGAUGUCAGGCUACCCUCUUUAUGUCGAUCACAUUUUACCUACUAUCCCACUUCAUUGGGAACUGGAAAAAAAUGAAUAUGUUCAACGCUAUAAACAAUGCAAUGGAUUUGGCGCUAAGUGAUGACAAAUCGGCAUUGUUGUUUGGCGAAGAUGUAGGAUUUGGUGGAGUUUUUCGUUGUUCUGUUAAUCUACGAGACAAAUACGGAAAGGAACGUGUUUUCAAUUCACCUCUAUGUGAGCAAGGAAUCGCAGGUUUUGCGAUUGGUGUGGCUAAUACAGGAACUACCGCAAUAGCUGAAAUUCAAUUUGCGGACUACAUAUUUCCGAGUUUUGAUCAGAUAAUUAAUGAAGCUGCCAAGUACCGGUAUCGAAGCGGUGGCCUCUUUGACUGUGGAUCCCUAACUUUUAGAGUUCCUUGUGGUGCUGUUGGACACGGAGCAUUAUAUCAUUCUCAAUGUCCUGAAGCAUAUUUUGCUCACACUCCGGGCCUUCGUGUUGUGGUAAUUUUCAAGUUUAUAUACAAACU